AUGCCACCGAAGUUCACGCACCCGCGGCUGGUGCACCACGUGAGCCUGUUCACGCGCGUAAAGGCGUGGUGGCUCGGCAUCGAGAACCCUGAAGUGCUGUCGCGAUACGGCGAACGGGGUGUCGCGCGCACGGUGUGGAUCGAGUGGCGUGGGACUCUGGCCAUGUGCGCCGGCGGUUUCGUUUUCUUUAUUGGCCGUCAGCAGUCGAAGCAGGCGAAUGAUAUUCUUGACAACAUCGAGCUGAACCGCCAGCGCUUCUACCAACGGGACUUCACGCCGACGUACGUGCCUGGCGCGCCGAGCGCCGUGUACGAUGGCGUGAGGGGAUACAGCUACCGCGACGAGCCGAGUGGACUCAUGAUCAACGCGGACAACAAGUUGGUCUCCGAUGAAUCGCGAGCGGCGCGAGGCGAGCGCCUCGCGAAGACCGAAGUGACACCAGCAAUGGUCGCUCAGGCGCGCAAGCUCCUGCACAGCAGGCGCUACGAGGGUACGCCAGAGGGAUGA
Messenger RNA from Leishmania mexicana MHOM/GT/2001/U1103, 507 nucleotides. RefSeq lists its product as hypothetical. Lineage: Eukaryota; Euglenozoa; Kinetoplastea; Trypanosomatida; Trypanosomatidae. The transcript has a single exon. The record is from RefSeq and is a predicted model, not a curated record. Bases 1 to 507 code for a protein of 168 amino acids.